Molecule: messenger RNA, 5533 nt
Organism: Scatophagus argus
Lineage: Eukaryota; Metazoa; Chordata; Actinopteri; Scatophagidae
Gene: arhgap29a
Product: Rho GTPase activating protein 29a
Exons: 21
Coding region: 1105-4626 (1173 amino acids)
Biological process (GO): signal transduction; activation of GTPase activity
Cellular component (GO): cytoplasm
Molecular function (GO): GTPase activator activity
Source: RefSeq, a predicted model, not a curated record
AUAAUGUGAAUCAAAGCUGUGAUGUCUCGUCACAAGUCCAUGCAGUGCACUUUUUGGCCACCAGGUGGCCAGAACUGCUCACUUCUCGACCUCCUCACAGUUAGUUGAUAUCAACUGUGCCAAACGUCCAAAUCACGAAGCUCCCAUGGUUACACAACAGGAAGAUGUCGAGUUUCGUUCUGCUGUCGUUUAUUGAGGUGUCAUGAGACCCGGAGGUCAUGUUUUUUUUACAGAAGGAGUCAAAGUGGUUGUACUGCUAAUAGAAUACUGUGAUUUGUUUUCUGGUGGAGUCCUACACUGGACUCCGUCCGUCCUGUCAGACUUCAGGUCGAGUUGCUGUGCCUUCGUUUUAGUCUGUAGUUCUUCCUAGAGCUGAAUUCUGCGUAGGACUUUGCAGCUGAUGAGUGUUUCGACAGUGAGGAGCUUUCCCACUGAAACAAUACCAUUUUUCCCCGAUGAUGUAACUUCCAUGUUUGGACCGCUGGUAGCGGCCCGAGCGAGUACUGGCAUUGUAUUCCAACAAGCCUCAGGAUGUCCUGUUGGGGGUUUAGGGGCUGGACAGAAGAGGAGGACGUGAAGCAGCUGAAGAGAGUCGCCUGCUUUGAAUGGUGGUGGCCACAGUAGCUGGGCAGGGGUUGAAAGAGGCUCCUGGGGCCCCAUGGAAAUUGGAAUCCGUCAAAAUACCUUUUUUUGCAGCCUUCUGAUAGAGCUUUAACCCUCUCUGCGUCUGAGGGAGGAAUUUUACAUCGGAUUUAUUUCUAGAAGAAAACACUGUUGGACGUCCUGAAGAAGAGCAGCUUGUUCACGUCGAAGGCGUUUGGACAGAAAAGUUGUGCUUCUGGCUCGUCUUAGUAGUCGUUACGGCUUGAUUCUGUCCAACAGCAGGAAUGUUGAAGAGCGUGUCGAGGUGGGCCACUGGUGGUUUUGCCAUCUGUAACACAGUGUUCCUCUGUGACAGCAGCCAGUGAGGAAGCAUCUUAGUAUGUGGUAGGAGUGAACUUUAAGGAGGUGAACGAAGAGAACAAACAGAAGCUCUUCGCAGAGAUCUACAGCGCUGUCGACACAUUGGCGUUCACCUUUGGCAAUGUAGUGUCUGACUUCCUUAUGGGAGAUGUAGAGAAUGGAUCGGUGUUGGGGCUCCCCCUGACUAAGAGGAGCAGGUCUUUUGAGAACCUCUCUGUGGAAUCUGGAGGAUCCUGUCCCGAGAAGGAUGAUCCACCAGGGCCGUCUCCACCGGUUCGGGCAGAGGAGGUGGACAGGACGCUGCAGCGGCAGGACAGCGGCGUGGAGUCGGCGCUGCUCUACGCCAAGGCCUGGUCCAAGUACACCAAAGAGCUGCUGGCGUGGGUGGAGAAGCGUCUCAGCGUGGAUAUCGAGUGUGCGAAGAGUUACGCCAAAAUGGCAGAGUCUGCCAAGACGCUUGCAAGUCAGCAGGAAUUCAUGCCUUUCCGUGAGACCUACAUGACUGCUUUCAAAAAUGACAUUGAAUACAGCCAGCUGGUACUUCACACCACAGCUGUCCUCCAAAGCAACAAAUUCAUGCAGCCUCUUCUGGCCAGAAAGAACGAGCUGGACAAACUGAGAAAAGAGGUCAAGGAGCAGUGGCAGAGAGAGCAAAAGAAGAUGCACGAGGCGGACAACGCUCUGAGGAAGGCCCGGCUGCUGCAGGCCCAGCGGCACGAGGAGUAUGAGAAGGCCAAGGUGUCCACCAGCCGCCUGGAGGAGGAGCAGAUCGCAGGAGGUGGAGGAGGAGGCAGCGGAGGAGCAGCCACGGCCAAACAGCUCGAGAAGAGGCGCAGGCUGGAGGAGGAGGCCCUGCAGAAGGCGGAGGAGGCCAGAGAGCACUGCAAAGCCUGUCAGAUUGAUGUCGGGGAGAAGAGAAUCGAGUUGGCCAGCACCAAGAGUGAGAUCAUCACUCAGAUCCGAGAGAUGGUCUCCCAGUGCGACCUCACCCUCAAAGCUGUGACGGUCAACUGGUUCCAGCUCCAGCAGGCCCAGGUCGUAUCCCUGCCUGUCAACCACCAGAGUCUGUGUGAAAACGCCAAACUGUACGAGCCUGGCCAGCGCUACAUCGACUUCGUCAGGAGUCUGCCCACUGAUGGGCCUCACCUCGAGUCGCACUCCUUUGAUUCAGGCGCGACACAAAACGCAGGGAUGCCUUUCAACAAGCGCUCGCUAAGCGGCAGCCACUCGUCCCACAGUAACCUGUCGCAGGCAUCCGUCACUUCCGACCUGCUUGGUGCAGACGACCUCGAGAGUCACGUCAGCGGCCAACACGCCAAGAUCGUGGAGAGGCGAUCCAACUGCAGCACUGACAUCCAGGCAGCACUUCGGAUUCGUCCGUGGGCCUCAGGUGGCCAGGGUGGAGGGAUGUGCAGCGAUUCAGAAAGUGCAGGAGGGAGCAGCGAGUCCCGAUCCAUGGACUCGCCCACUGCCAGUCCAGGAGACUUCAAGAGGAGAUUACCAAGAACCCCCUCCACUGGCACCAUGUCGUCUGCUGAUGACCUGGAUGAGAGAGAGCCUCCCUCUCCCUCUGAUAACGGUUUAAGUGAGAUGGUAAUUGAAACAGCCAGCUCCCCAGGUCCCUUCAGGAACACCCAGAUGUCCAAGGCUGCUCAGACCCACAAGCUGAGGAAGCUCAGAGCGCCGUCCAAGUGUCGCGAGUGCGACAGCCUGGUGGUGUUUCACGGAGCUGAAUGCGAGGAGUGUUCGUUAGCCUGCCAUAAGAAAUGUCUGGAAACCCUGGCCAUCCAAUGUGGGCACAAGAAGCUUCAGGGGAGGCUUCACCUCUUCGGCAUCGACUUCACACAGGCAGCUAAGAACAGUCCAGACGGCAUCCCCUUCAUCAUACGCAAGUGUACAUCAGAGAUUGAGAACAGAGCGCUCAACAUCAAGGGGAUCUACCGCGUGAACGGUGCCAAGUCUCGAGUGGAGAAGCUGUGCCAGGCAUUUGAGAACGGCAAGGACCUGGUAGAGCUCUCUGAACUUUAUCCCCACGACAUCAGCAACGUGCUCAAACUCUACCUGAGACAGCUUCCAGAGCCGCUCAUCCUGUUUCGCUACUACAAUGACUUUAUUGGUUUGGCCAAAGAGAGCCAGAGUAUCAUUGUGGAGGAACUGGAGGCCCUGAGGCUCAGUCUCACGCCGGUGGCACCAGCCCAGAUCAGCGUGGAGCUCAACCGGGUCCUCUUCAAGAUCAAGGACCUGUUGAGGCAGCUGCCACCAGCUCAUUACAAGACUCUGCAGUUCCUCAUAGAGCAUCUGCACCGGGUGACAGAGCAGUCAGAGGAGAAUAAGAUGACAGCCAGCAACCUGGGCAUCAUCUUUGGUCCAACACUGAUCAAACCAAGGCAGGCGGACGCCGAAGUUUCCCUUUCCUCCCUGGUUGAUUACCCGUAUCAGGCACUCAUUGUUGAGCUCCUGAUCAGACACUACCAGAUGGUCUUUGACACCCCCCUCAGUCCCCUGGGCAGCUCCUCGCCUGCCGAGAUCGAAGCCCAGCCCCGCCUCACCCAGCAGGAGAAAGAGCAGCGGCUGAGCAGGCACUCAAAGUCGCUGGGAGACAUCAAGGAGCAGAGCUCUAAGGUGUAUAAGAGGCAUUCCUCUAUAAUUCCUUCUUCACACUUACUGGCUGAGGUUCAGGAGACCACACCAAGCCUCGAUGGGAAAGACUUUGAACCUGCUGAUGAAGUGGAUUCAGAGACCUUCAAUGGGGUUAUGUUGUCAAGCACCCCCGAGGUCCCAAAACCAGCUGAGAGAGGCCUCAGUCGUUCUCAGCACAUCACUGUCACCAGGGUCCAGCUCCGGCACCCUCGUGGCAAACUGUCCUCACGCCCAGUGAGUAUGCCGGCUGAGCAGAUACUGAACCGAGUCCACGAGAAUAACAACCGCAACAGCAGGGACCAACGUGACAGGAAAGGUGGCAGCUGUGAGCAGUCCAUCGAAGAGGUGGAUGAAACGGAGAACACAAAACUGCGAGUGAGCACACAUUAUCGGAGUACAUUUAUCGACACCCAGACUUUACGCAGGACUUGGGACAAACAGUAUAAACAUGAAGUUACUUCCAAAACUGUCAAAGUUGUGGCCAGUUCGUCCACAGAGAGCUCAGCUGAGGACACCAACAACUUACCAGCUUCUGUGCCCUUGUCCUCAAGCUUCUCCCUCGGAGGUUCUGGGAGCACUGUUGGCACCAUCUACCCCAGCAGACCAUACACUGUUGCAGUGCGACCCAGCAGGACUUUAAGAAGGGAGGACAAUGUGACCAAGUACAACUCUGUUGUGAAAGCUUUCAGGGCUCCCAGAACUCUUCAGCCUCCCCCAGGGACCUUUUACAAGCCUCCAUCAGGGAGCAAAGCGCUGCAGAACUCUUCGCUAGCUAACAGCGCUGAGGAAGAGGAUGAGGAGGAAGAGGACGAUGAUGAUGAUGAGGAGGAGGAGGAGUUGGGGAUUGAGAUAGAGGUGUCUGUAGAUGAGCCCCUUGAGGAAGACAUUGAGCCUGAGCAGGCAGCCAUGUCUCCCAGCUCAAGCCCUGAGGAACUUGGCCAAAACCAGGCCAAACCAGUGUAUCAGAGACUCAGGUCCCGACGCCUCCAAGAGGUCGAACAUCGAGAGGCUCAUUUUGUGUAAUCAUCUGGGCCGUCAGAGGUCUAAAAGACAGAACUCGAAUGUGAACAAUGUCUGCCAUAUUCGGUUGCAUGACAACCCUGCUAAGACGGUUUCCAGACACACUGAGAUUGUUGGCACUGUGUGGACAAUGAAAUGUACCUUUUCCUUCUCAAAAGGCAAACAAGAUGCACUUAAAAUUCUGUAUAUUUUUAACAUGAUUCACCACCAAUAUUUCAUUUACCAAUCACUCGCUCAGUACAUGCUGUCAGAAUAUUUAUAAGUCUUUUUGAAACUGUGCAAUUACAUUUGAAUAUUUUGUAAGUUCUUACAGGCUCCCUUUCUGUAUAUAUUUAUAUACCAAAAAGCAGUUUGAAUUUUUACAGUAGCCACAAUAUUGAACAUAGUUUGGUGCACUUACACAUCAAUAAUCAUUCACAAAUCUUUUCUGAGUCAUGUUUACUGUGAGUCAGGAUGUUUUUAAACAUUACAUUUAGGUUAAGACUAAUCAUUUUGCUAAUAACUUGUGUAUAAAUCAAUAUAUUGACCUUAUCUGUACUGGUGUUUGGUAAUGUUAUGAAGCACCAGUAGCAAAGGGUAUACAUCCACUUGUUUUUGUACUGUUGAACUUGUAUCUGAAAAGCUUUUAGAGGUGCCACUGGAUUGUAUAAUGGCAUUAUCUUUCUUAUUUUAAGAUAACAUUUCUUCAUAGCCAAAGCUGUUUUUCUUUUUACAACUGAAGUAGUUUUAUCAGUAAACUAAACCUUACAGGUUCUUUGUAAUUAAUCAGAAGUACAUUGUUUAUUUAAACUGUAUCUGUUUUUCAUGGUAAUGCGUGAAGUUGACAGAAUGUUGAAAAGUUCAGUCUAAAACAGGUACAAGAAAACAAACACCCUUUUGUAACUUAUUAAAAUAUAUCUGACCACCUCCA